Acanthaster planci (crown-of-thorns starfish) is the source of this 5175-nucleotide messenger RNA. RefSeq names its product RAS guanyl releasing protein 3 (gene rasgrp3). Gene Ontology annotation, molecular function: calcium ion binding; guanyl-nucleotide exchange factor activity. Gene Ontology annotation, biological process: Ras protein signal transduction. The record is from RefSeq and is a predicted model, not a curated record. Gene Ontology annotation, cellular component: plasma membrane. NCBI's taxonomy places the organism in Eukaryota, Metazoa, Echinodermata, Asteroidea, Valvatida, Acanthasteridae.
UCAUAAAAUAAAAUGGAUCAUCUUGUAAUCUGUUUAUUUGCCUUUAAAAUUAGGCUGAAAGUAUUUCGGCAUGAGCACAGCAUCUUAUUAGGAAUGUCUUUGUUUAAUGGGGGUCUUUUUACCUAUUCACUGUACAAAGCAUUGACAAAGGGUGCUAUCUCGAGCUGCACCAUUUUGCCAGAUCACAUAUUUUCAGAAGGAGAGAUAUCCCUUGUCCUUGCAUUUUGCUGCUUCACUCUUCUGCUGCUUGAGGGAAAUUAAAUUAAUAGAGGGCGUUGCUCUGUCAUAGCAGUGCACCCAGCAUGCUCACAGUGCACUACUGUUCAUUCAUGUGUCACAAUGAACUUACUGGAAAUAUCAACAUGAUCAAUGACAUAGUGAUCUCACUGAUAUGACCAUGUGUUUAUUUGUUACAAUUGAAUUAAUUGCAAAACCAAUGAUGAUGUGAUCUGACCAUAAGACCAUGUGUUAAUUGAAAAGCACUCAUUCUCUGACUUCGGUGCACAAGUGUAGCUGGCUGGGGAAAUGACAAGCAAUACUCUAUAUCAGGUAAUUUUUUUUAAUAAUACGUUACCUAAUUUCAUAAUUCACUGAUGGCACAGGAACUCAAGAGCAUGAAAAACCCUCGUUGACCAACACAUUUAGCUACCGCAUGUUUAUUCCUUGACUAUUGGUGCAGAGGCUAGCUGUCAUAAACUGGUCAGCUCGUAGUGUACACCAAACCCCCAUAUCAUUGGUCCACACUGAGACAUGAGGUAUAUUCCUUGCUGUCAAAUUUCUGUUAGUCAUCACUGGUUGCGCUUUUGAAACAAAAGACGAAACCCCCAAAUUUUGUUCGGAUUAUCAAGUCCUGAAAAGUUGUAUAAUUAAGAACGUUUGUACCCUUUUCUGUGUGUGGAAGGUAGCUUUGACUCAACAAAUCCUCAACUAACAAAUCUGAGAGUGUAGCAAAAGUAGAUCCCUUUUGUGAGAGAUGUGCUCGUAACCUCAGUUCUGGAGACACUUGGUUUUGUGUACACACUGUUUUUAAAUGAUGAAGGUAUGGUUCAGGUGGUCUAAUUUAUUUAUUUGUCAGGUUCCAUUACAAUUGUGGAUUUAGCCCAAAAAGGAGACAAAGGACCUUUCACUUUUGAAAGAUUGAGUCCCAAGUGAAAAACCGAAGAAUGACUCAUGCAUGACAACUCAAAAACUUUGCAAUGCCAUCUUGCCAAGGUCAGGAGAGCAGUUUCUUUAUCUUCAACUAAAAUAAAUGUGGUUAUAUCAGUACAAUACUGUACCAGCUCUGGGAUUUUGCCCAUUGUGAGUGAUCUUGACCUCCCAUGAACCUGCCCAUCAACCUGUUGAUGAAACAGUCAUUCAUUAGGUAGAUACUGAUGGGAUGGUACAGAUACUGUAGCUUGUGUCAGGAAAAGAUGAUAGAAUCCCGGCUUGAGGUACACAAAGCCCACAAGCACAGUGUCUUCCAUGACAUUCUAGAUCUGACGUACAUACCUGAACAGGAGAAGAUGCGACAGCAAUCAGCAAUAAUAUUGCUAUCAGCAAUAAUGAAGGGUGCACCUGUUUGUUUCUGGCAGACCACGAUUGCCAUCGGUGAACCAACAUGUGGAUAGCUGUGCUGGAUUGUGCUUUAACAGAUCCUGAUGGCAAGAUUUAGAGCUGCACACCUUAGACUGUGUGAUGAGGGUCCCCCAUCUCUUUGUUCCGUUGAUCAUCACCACUGCAAAUUGCUUGUAUCUGAGGGCAAAGCACACUUUUCAGCUUCUGAAUGAGUAUUUAUAGACGACAGGCAGCCUCAUUGAAAUCACCUUGAGGAGAGACAAUGAAUCAAGAAGCCAGUAGCCCUAGGCGUAGGAAGCUAGGAUCUUCCUCGGAGCCACCCGACGAUGACAGAGUCUCAGUCAAAUCUGUUCCAAUGGACAGACUGGCAGAAUUAACUGUGGAAUGCUUUGAUGAAGACGGAAUGCUGAUAGAAGACUCCACUUUCCCCAAAGUGGUCUUCCAGAUGCACAAAUGGUUCACAACAUCGAAAGAGCUUGCGGGCCAGUUCCUCAACCUGUACAAACAGUGCAGUACCUCCCUGUGUGCCACGCCUGUCUGUACGCACAAACCCGAUGUAGCCAACUGUCUGAUGAACAAUUACAAGAAGAGAAUCUGCCAUGCGCUCAGAUACUGGAUUGUUCAUUUCCCUAUGCACUUUGACCUGGACCAGGGUCUGUCUGAUAUCAUGGGCCAGCUACAGAGCAUUAUUCAGGCAGAAGGCAACAGCCACCUCAAGCAUGUGAUAGAUACCUCUAAUGUACCAAGCUAUGACUGGAUGCGGGUCAUCUCAGUGCGGAACCCGUCCAUGCGGACCAAUCGGAAGGUCUCGCUGGUCUUCAACCACCUGGAGCCACGGGAGCUGGCCAACCAUCUCACAUUCCUCGAGUACAAGAUCUUCAGGCGACUCAACUUUGCAGAUCUGAAGAGUUACGCCCUGACAGGCCAACUGAAGGACAACUUGAAGUUGGAACGUUCAAUUGGUCUGUUCAAUGGCCUAUCGCUAUGGAUACAGUGUAUGAUCCUCAGCAGGCACACACCGAAACAAAGAGCGGAGGUCAUCACCAAGUUUGUAGAGGUUGCCAAGAGGUUAAAACGCCUGAACAACUUCAACACCCUGAUGGCGGUGGUGGGGGGACUCAGCCACAGCUCACUAGCCAGACUCAAGCAGACGCUCGCCUACGUCUCAUCGGACACCCAAAAGACGAUAUCGGAAAUGACUGAACUUCUCUCGUCAGCCUGUAACUUCAGUAACUACCGUAAAGCUCUGCAGGAAGCAAGGGGAUUCAAAAUCCCAAUAUUAGGUGUUCAUCUGAAGGACCUGAUUCUGCUGCACACGGCACUUCCCGACCGCGUGGACCCCGACGGCCAGAUCAACCUGCGCAAGAUGGCCCAGCUGGCCGUCAUCUUCGAGGAGCUGAUGCAGCUGCAGAACACCAAGCCCCCGCUGGAAACCAACAUGGAUCUGGUCAACAUGCUGCGGGCUUCACUAGAUUUGCAGUACACUGAAGAUGAGAUCUAUGAGUUGUCGUUAGCACGGGAGCCCAGAAAUUCGACGAGUGCACCAUCCACCCCCACUAAACCAGCAGUGUACGCUGACUGGGCGUCAGGAGUGUGCGUCCACCCUGAUCAGGAAACAAUCACCAAGCAUGUAUCGGCCAUGGUGGAGACGGUGUUCAAGAUUUAUGACACUGACAGGGACGGUUACAUCACCCGGGCAGACUUCCAGGGUAUUGCCACCAACUUUCCUUUCAUGGAGUCAUUCUGUGUGUUGAAUGCUGACAGAGAGGGCCUGAUCAGCAGGAGUGAGAUGUGCUCCUACUUCAUGCGGGCCCACAGUCUGGCCCUCAGCUACAGCUACAAGCACAACUUCAGCGUCCACACCUACCUGACGCCUACCUUCUGCCAGCACUGCACGGGCCUGCUCUGGGGCCUGAUCAAGCAGGGCGUCAAGUGCAAGGUCUGCGGCAUCAACGCCCACAAGCACUGCAAGGACCGGCUGGUCAUCGAGUGCCGCAGCAAGAAGGCCAGUGGCAAUGGGCUGAAUGGCAUCACCUCCACCAUGCAGCGCCGACACACGCUGGACGGGCCAAUCAAUGCCGCAAAGUCAGGCGGCCAGGCCAACGGGGCAGUGGUCAACCGUCGGAAGCAUAGCCAUGACAAGGGACACAGUCAGAGUACUAGCCAGCUGAACAGAGUCUCAAUCUCCAAGGAUGUAGUGUGGGAGGAUCAGCAGCGGCUGAGCCAGUGCCAGAAGCAGAUGAGGCUGGUACAGCAGGCCACCCAAACCGAAGAGGCCAAGGUAGCAGCAGUUGCUGCUGCGGCGGCAGCUUCCGCAGCCAGCAGCCCGGAGACGGCCUCCCAGGACUCGGACAAGGACAGUGAGGACCAUGGCGGCAUCAUCUGCAGCGGCCGACGCCUGAGCGAGCUCAGUGAGGACGACAGCAACAGCAGCAGCUUUGGGGACCAGAACAGUGUGACGGGGAGUGACUCCAGCGUGUUCAAGGGCAGCCCCGCUGCCAAACAUGAGGAGCUAAAGGAUCGGCUGAUGACUGCCGAAAGGGAACGAGAGGUGCUGGUGGCCGAGAAUAGCCGCCUGAAACACGAAGUGACCAGCAUCCGGGAGAAGAACAAGAUGCUGGAGAGCCACCUGGAGCUGAUCAGGCGGCACACUGUCACCUUCAUCCUGGACCAGAUGGACACAUUGCACCUGCAGAAGGACACGCAGGUCUAAACAAAAAAAUAGCACAGCUGCAAGAAAGGUGUGUCUGGGUUCCACUGUGUCAACAAAACUUGUGCACUGGAUUGAGGACACCUGUGUCUAGAUGUUGGCAUUUGAAAUACAGCUGUCAAAAUAUUCAGGUAAACUGGACACACAUCUUAAGGGGGCUACACCAGCUGAAGAACGCACAGGUGUAAAUAUGAAUACACAGCAUUGGUGUUUGCUGUAAGAGAAUCUUAAUACUGUCUGCAAGACACGUGUCACAGGGCAGUACGCUUGCAGUGUCAGUGUUUAGAAUGUGGAAAAAAUAACGUGUCAGCUGUAUUUGGUGCUUGAAAUCCUCGAAGUACGAAAAUGCAAUCAGUACGGAAAUUUGUAGAAGUUUAUGAAUUUGAGGGGGUUGACAGGUGAAUUAAAUAUAUUGAAGUGUUUACCUGAACUGUGUUCUCAUCUGAAAACUGAGCCACGAAUGUUUGGUCACUUUCACAGAAAAUGCGGAACCUUUGAAUCAGUUGCCAUCACUGUCGGUCACACAUUGUGCUCAAAACUUGGUGUUAUUCCAGAUAUGCUUUGUGAGUCAGAUUGGGGGAUACUGCAUGAGAAAAGAAGGGUGAUGUGUCUGUCUGAGGCAUGUGAGCUGGCGUGGCGUACAUAGUGUGGACCUCUGCACAAAAGAAGUCCACAUAAUGUAGGGUAUGAUGGCGUUGUGUGAACUUGUUUUGGGUGUUUUGUAUGAUUUGUUCGAUGUGUGCUUGCGCGAGUAUGAUUGGAAUGAAAAGCAACUCUAUAGUUAUAUUUGAACUGCUGCAUUUGUGGUCUGUCAUGUGACGAUGCCUGUCAUGUGACAUUCUUUGUACUUGUGCAGAGUUACAUGUACAAAGAAUGUACAGCUGUGUGUGAGCAGGCGUGGCAUACAU